Molecule: messenger RNA, 483 nt
Organism: Chelmon rostratus (copperband butterflyfish)
Lineage: Eukaryota; Metazoa; Chordata; Actinopteri; Chaetodontiformes; Chaetodontidae
Gene: ompb
Product: olfactory marker protein b
Exons: 1
Coding region: 1-483 (160 amino acids)
Biological process (GO): sensory perception of smell; signal transduction
Source: RefSeq, a predicted model, not a curated record
AUGUCUGCAGAGUUGGAGCUGCCCUUCCGGCCGGACAGCCAGCUGACGGAGGUGAUGCGCCUGCGGGUUCAGUCUCUGCAGCAGCGAGGCCAGAAGAGGCAGGACGGCGAACGCCUGCUGCUGCCCAACGAGGCCGUGUACCGACUGGACUUCCCCAAACAGUCCCUCCGUUUCUCGCACUGGACGGUGCAGCUGGGCCAGGCAGGGCGCCUCACCAUCACGGCCACCUCACAGCUCUGGACGCCCGACCUCACCAACCUGAUGACACGUCAGCUGCUGGAGCCCGCCGGGACUUUCUGGAGGGCGCCGGGCGAUGCCAGCGACGCACCCGUCCAGUGCUACGAGGCUGACGCGCACGAGUUUGGCGAGAGGAUUGCAGAGCUGGCUAAGGUAAGGAAGGUGAUGUACUUCCUGUUUGCAUUUGCAGAAGGUUGCAGCCCUGAAACUGUGGACAGCUCCAUCACCUUCACAGUGGACAGCUGA